Messenger RNA from Dracunculus medinensis (Guinea worm), 564 nucleotides. NCBI's taxonomy places the organism in Eukaryota, Metazoa, Nematoda, Chromadorea, Rhabditida, Dracunculidae. The record is from the annotation of a GenBank genome assembly.
GAUUUUUCAGAUUGUGAUCUUUGUGACCGAUAUUAUCGAGCAUCAUGUAAAAUCCAUCCUCUGUUUGUUGUUAAUGACAGAGAGGUUCGCGAAGACCAUAAAACACGUGCUUUACAAACCUUACCUGCAUUCUUUGAAAUAAAAGCAUCAAAAAUACCCAAAGCUGGACUUGGAGUUUUUGCCAAGAUUGACAUACCAGUUGGAUUGGUGUUCGGACCAUAUCAGGGCAUUCUGUUAUGUGAUUCAAAAAAAGCGGAUCAACACGGUUAUUCAUGGGAAAUUCGUAUCGCUGGCAAACCAUCGCAAUUUGUGGAUGGUAGUGAUCCAAGAUAUUCGAAUUGGAUGCGCUAUAUUAAUAGCUCAAGAUUUGAAAAAGAGCAAAAUUUAAUAGCGUUUCAAUAUAAUGGCAGCGUAUAUUAUCGUGUAUUUCGACCGAUAAGUGAAGGCAUUGAGUUACUCGUUUGGUAUGGAAAUAAAUAUGGUGAAAGUUUAGGAGUGUUAUGUGCAUCGCAAAGAACAAAAAGGCCUUCGAUACCAAUUGAAAAAAACCCUUUUAUUUUUUAA